Molecule: messenger RNA, 150 nt
Organism: Ramularia collo-cygni
Lineage: Eukaryota; Fungi; Ascomycota; Dothideomycetes; Mycosphaerellales; Mycosphaerellaceae
Exons: 2
Coding region: 1-150 (49 amino acids)
Source: RefSeq, a predicted model, not a curated record
AUGAGAAUCAAAUCAAGGCCUACCAGGAUUUCAACUCCAAAAGUAUCUGGACGGCGGAGCUGGAGCAGUUGCUGGCUGGCAGAAAAGAAGCUCGAUGUUAUUGUACAUUGUCUUAAAGACAUGCCCGCAUCCCUUCCCCAAUCAUGGUAA